CAUACACUCGCUCUUUCUCUCUGGUACACACAGCUCCCCACGCUUGCACCCCUGCCAGCGAGCCGGGUCGCCGGGCCACCCAGCUUUCCCUCCAGCCAGGCGCCGGAGGGGAACGCACACUUGAUUUGCUGCUCUUUAACCCCCUGUUCCGUCUCUUUCUCGACACAAAGAUUUUAAAGAAAGAAAAAGAAACUAUAAAUAUAUAUAUAUAUUUUAUUUGCACCUUCCCUCCGGGUCCCCCUACUUCACCAGGCUGCGCGCCUCGGAGCCGCACUUUUCGCUCCCAAAGGAGGAUGAAGGGUGGUUGUAUCUCCCGCUGGCAGGCGGCCGCUGGGCUCCUCCUGUGGGUCACGGUUUUUGCAUCCUCCGAGAGAGCAGUCUUCACGAAUCAUUUUCUUGUGGAGUUGCAUAAAGGGGGAGAGGAAGAAGCUCGCCAAGUUGCAGCAGAACACGGCUUUGGGGUCCGAAAGCUCCCCUUCACUGAAGGUCUAUAUCACUUUUAUCACAAUGGCCUCGCAAAGGCCAAGAGAAGACGCAGCCUACAUCACAAGCAACAGCUGGAAAGAGACCCCAGGGUAAAGACCGCCUUGCAGCAGGAAGGAUUUGACCGGAAAAAGCGAGGGUACAGAGACAUCAAUGAGAUCGACAUCAACAUGAAUGAUCCUCUUUUUACAAAGCAGUGGUAUCUGAUCAACACAGGACAAGCUGAUGGGACUCCUGGCCUUGACUUAAAUGUGGCAGAAGCCUGGGAGUUGGGAUACACAGGAAAAGGUGUGACCAUCGGAAUUAUGGAUGAUGGGAUUGACUACCUUCACCCGGACCUCGCCUCCAACUAUAAUGCCGAAGCAAGUUAUGACUUCAGCAGCAACGACCCCUAUCCUUACCCUCGAUACACAGAUGACUGGUUUAACAGCCACGGGACCCGCUGCGCAGGAGAAGUCUCUGCUGCCGCCAACAACAAUAUCUGUGGGGUGGGAGUGGCAUACAACUCCAAAGUUGCAGGUAUUCGGAUGCUGGACCAGCCAUUCAUGACAGACAUCAUCGAGGCCUCCUCCAUCAGUCACAUGCCCCAACUGAUAGACAUCUACAGUGCCAGCUGGGGUCCCACAGACAAUGGCAAGACCGUGGACGGGCCCCGGGAGCUCACACUUCAAGCCAUGGCUGACGGUGUGAACAAGGGCCGUGGGGGCAAAGGCAGCAUCUACGUGUGGGCCUCUGGGGAUGGUGGCAGCUACGACGACUGCAACUGUGACGGCUAUGCCUCAAGCAUGUGGACCAUCUCCAUCAACUCGGCCAUCAAUGAUGGCAGGACUGCCCUGUAUGACGAGAGCUGCUCCUCCACCUUGGCCUCCACCUUCAGCAACGGGAGGAAGAGGAACCCCGAGGCCGGCGUGGCAACCACAGAUUUGUAUGGCAACUGCACUCUGAGGCAUUCCGGAACGUCCGCAGCUGCUCCCGAGGCAGCUGGCGUGUUUGCACUGGCUUUGGAGGCAAACCUGGGUCUGACCUGGCGAGACAUGCAACAUCUGACAGUGCUCACCUCCAAACGGAACCAGCUGCAUGACGAAGUCCAUCAGUGGAGGCGGAACGGAGUCGGCCUGGAGUUCAAUCACCUGUUUGGAUAUGGUGUCCUGGAUGCAGGCGCCAUGGUGAAAAUGGCUAAAGACUGGAAAACCGUGCCUGAGAGAUUCCACUGUGUGGGCGGCUCUGUGCAGGACCCUGAGAAAAUUCCCUCCACUGGCAAGUUGGUGCUGACCCUCACAACUGACGCAUGUGAGGGGAAGGAGAACUUUGUGCGCUACCUGGAGCACGUACAAGCCGUCAUCACAGUCAAUGCCACAAGGAGAGGAGACCUCAACAUCAACAUGACUUCCCCUAUGGGCACCAAGUCCAUUCUGCUGAGCCGGCGACCCCGGGAUGAUGACUCUAAGGUGGGCUUUGACAAGUGGCCGUUCAUGACCACCCACACAUGGGGGGAGGAUGCCCGAGGAACCUGGACCCUGGAGCUGGGCUUUGCAGGCAGCACACCCCAGAAGGGCGUGCUGAAGGAGUGGACACUGAUGCUGCAUGGCACACAGAGUGCACCUUACAUUGACCAGGUGGUGAAGGAUUAUCAGUCCAAGCUGGCCAUGUCCAAAAAGGAGGAGCUGGAGGAAGAGUUGGAUGAGGCCGUGGAGAGAAGCCUGGAGGGCAUCCUCAACAAGAACUAGGCAGCCCCCAUCCCCCAGCACCCUCGCACCUCCUCUCUGCCUCUGUCCACAGCCCCCCGUUCCUGCCCACACCCAGCAACCGUCACCCCUCACAAGCCAGUCCGCCGUCUCAAGCUGAAGCUUUGCUCACUGUCAGUAAUGAUUUUCAUCACAAAGAAAGUAACCUUUGUUUUAUUACACCAUGCCCCAAAUAUAGUGUU
Molecule: messenger RNA, 2410 nt
Organism: Ochotona princeps (American pika)
Lineage: Eukaryota; Metazoa; Chordata; Mammalia; Lagomorpha; Ochotonidae
Gene: PCSK2
Product: proprotein convertase subtilisin/kexin type 2
Exons: 12
Coding region: 294-2210 (638 amino acids)
Biological process (GO): protein processing
Cellular component (GO): trans-Golgi network; Golgi membrane
Molecular function (GO): serine-type endopeptidase activity
Source: RefSeq, a predicted model, not a curated record